UCCCACCUUUCCGACUCUCACCAUUGCCACAGAGUUUUCUGUAACCUAGAGGUGUUAGUUUUUUGGAAAAACUUUCCUGUAAUUUUUGGAAAUUUUCUGCAAAACCAUAAAACUUUCCGAGUUAUACUUUCCCAGAAACACACAAAUACAUUUUAUCAACUUUUUAUACAAACGGGAGCAAAUAAAACAUACAUGUUGUUUUUAUCUACCACCUAAUGCCCCACUUAACAUUUGAGGGUUAGGUAGAACCCAUGAUACUCUCUAUCAACUACAGUAGAACCCUGUUAUAAUUUUCCUGCAUACAAUGUUUUCCUGCUUAUAAUGUCAUAUAUAUAAUUACCUUUAUUUACCCCAUAAGGACAAUGUAUUUAUUUCCUGCACAUAACGUUCAUAAAUAGUGUAAUUUCCUGCUUAUAAUGUUUGCUUUCUAACAGUCAAUAAAUGGGGAAAAAAAUUUUUAAAACCAAAUUAUUCCAACACUUACAAUAAAAAGUUUCCUUUAUGUAUGUUUAUGUUUACAAUCACUGCCAUACAAUACAUGAAGUUAGUUAAAAUACAAUUUUAUGCAAUGUACUGAAGGUACACAAUGUUCAUAGUUACGUGACAGUUGGCACCCUUAGUCAACUCUUCUCUUCCUUGCCAUUCCAGUGGGUAUUUAGAUGUACGUACAUAGUCCUACGAUAUUUAAGUUGCCAACCAUUGAGCGAGAUCAUAACUAAAAGUGUUUUCUAUUGCUUACAAAUAAUUUUUUUUUUUUCAUUCAUACGUAGGAAUCCCAUUUUCAGGUGGCGAAGGAGUAGAUGUUCUCACUAUUAAUGUUGUCAUCAUGAAUCGUGAGACAAUUUGACAAAAAAAUGUGGCAGUGUAUCUUUAAAGACAAACAAAAUUUAACCAGGGAACAAGACGAAGUUGAAAAAUUGUUGGCUUGUUUCAGAAAAUUCAUGUAUCAAGUAUACUAUCUUUGGUUUUAUAAUUAAAGUUGUUUACAUAGCUUGGUGAGUCCAUUGGUACAAAGCUCGAACAUUGUUAAGUGCUAAAUUGAGAUUUCCUGCUUAUAACGUUGUCCUGCUUAUAAUGUUUUUUUCGUGUGCUCCCUUGAAAAACAUUAUAACAGGGUUCUACUGUAAUAAGAACAAACAAUUGUUGUUUAAAAAGUACCUACCAAUCUGGUCUGCACCUGUUUUGUUUACUCGUUCCGGUUCCUACCCCUUUCCCGUGAGUUUUCUGGCUGGCGCAGCGGUGUCUUGUCGGCUGUACAGUCACAGUCAAUAUUGAGUUUCAUCAGUCGUGCGCGCAAGAUGUCUACUUCCAAAUGUAAACGAGUUGUUUUAACAAUUAAACAAAAAUUGCAGGUGUUAAAUAAACUGGAAUGUUGACAGUGAUUGCUAGGGCCAAUGAAAAAUGGUAAAUAAAAAAGGCCCAUUUCGGUGAAUAAAAAGAGUUAUUUCGGUGCCAAAUUUCGGUGAAAAAAAAAUUGUUUAGUUAGAAAAAAUAACUAUUUCGUCAUUAUAAUUUUAUACACAUGUAUAUGUUUGAUGGAAUAAUUGUUUUAUUUGGUCGAAAUUUAUCAAAAACAAUGUUUUGAAGUACAUUCACAUCUAAAAUUUAGCACGCUGCAUUUGUAAUUAAAAUUCUCAAGAUUACAUACAAAAAAAUCGGAAAUUGAUCAUAAACGUUAGUGGCUCAAGUCCAUUUUGACUACCUAUCUCUGAAAAUCAGCUAUUAUACGUUUCCUGCAAACUAGUCCCCACCAAAACACUGUACUUAUUCAACAGUACAGAGUAUUGUUUUUUUUUGUUUACUUUUUCACCGCCUCAACUGCGUGUGCGGUAUUUGUUCAUGUAUAUGCUGGCACUCUUGGCCGGCAUUUAUUUUCGUGCAUUGCCGUGACAACUACGAAAAUAAAUAGUCGCCUCGGCUAGGACGCCCAAAUACAAUUAACAUUUUGAAAGUUAUGAUUUGAUUGGCUAAUAUGGAAGUGACGCUAUUUUUCUGGACUGCUUUUGGCCGAUUCAGAGAAAGGAACAAAGAUUGAGUUAAGGCCUAUCGACGAUUGCGUCACCAGACUCAUUUGCGGUCGGCAAAAUAAUGUCAUUUUUGCCGUUUUAUGGCCUUCUACGUCUCGUAGGAACGUGUGCGACGACGGAGACUGAGUAGGCGUACGUCUGGAUGUAAUAAUUUUCAUUCGUGAAAUAUAUGGUUCUAGAGUAACUUGACGCUUAGUUCCAGAACCCGAUGCUUUGUUCACCUUGUGCGAUGCUCGAAAUUUACAGUGUUUUCACACGUGUAUUUUAUUUUCCAGUCGACUUGCACAUUACAGAACUAGCACAUCAUGAUGCCUUUUUCUUUACUGAUUACGUAAAAUCCUUCAGCUCUUUCGAAAACACAACUUUCGGCAUUUUAUACGUUUAUCCAGUGACCACGGUAAUAUGACCAAAAUGACACAAAAACUUUCAACGGAAAACGAUCAUAGAUGCGGAAGAGAGACAUAUUGCAUCCACUCGGAAAUAAAGAACUUAAACUCGACAGACACGCACUCGUGAAAACAAAAUCAUAGAACAUUUCGACACUCGUAACUACCAACGCCAUCUGUGAUUUGUCCACCAGUAGCUAAAGUGAUAAUGUUUAUUGCCACGCUCUACUCUAUGGGUGCUAGAGAAAAACAAAAGCAAAGAUGGCGUCUCACAUAAAACCUCUUGGAAUAAUAAACGUUUUGUGCAAGUUCCAGAAUGAUUCAACGUGAUUUUUCGCGAUAAAAAAGGUUAAUUUCGCGCGAAUAUCGCGAUUUCGUCAUAUUUCGUGAAAAACUACGGAUUUCGCGCAUCACAGCAAAUUUCGUUAAAACGAAAUGCAGUAUAUUAACGUAUUAUAACUACCAUGUAAGGUUAUUUGUAUUACACAUCAUGUGCAAGUGAUUUUUUUAAAAUUUCGCGAUUUCGUCAUUAACGAAAUUUGACUACCCCUAGUGAUUGCAUCACUGAAUGGUUUGAAGUGGACUGUACUCUGCCAGGCUACAAGUUCUCUAAUCUCUGGAUUCCUUAUAAGCGUAUUACACACUCAGCAACUCUGGAAUGGGCUGAUAAUAUAAUUAAAUUAAUUUAAUUUAGAGCAGGAAGAUGAUACACUAUUUUCAGACAAACUUACCUUAAGAAAAAUUCGUAGCGCUAUUAGAAGAAAAGAAAGUACAUCGCAAAAACAAAAGUCUAUUACACAUUUUUUUCAAUCAAAGUAGCCUGUAUUGUUUAGCGUACAUAACAGCUGUACAGUAGAAUGUACCCCUACUACACCUAUGUACAUGCAUUUAUGUUUACAUAUUUGCCAAUUGUAUUUGUGUAGGCCUAAAGAAUUUUUGCGUGUUUAAGAUGUGUGAGUAUUUUUGCGUGUUUUUUAAUGCUUUAAAAUGUCUAUAAAUUAACAUUCUAUCUUUCCUCAAUUCUUGUUUACAUUACAUAUUCAUAUGCACAUACCGACAUACGUAUACGACCAUACAAAUUUAUUUAAACAUACUCAAUACAAACAUGUGGGCUAAUAGGCCGAGAUUUUUUCGCCUGAAGCAUUUUACUCAAAUGCACUCGACUGUACCUCAUUUCUUAUUCUAAACGGCCGGAAAGUCAACAAAAAAUUGCCGUGUGUGCACCAAACGACUGCUAGAAAGUAUGCUGCAGAAACAGAGGCACCAUGUGACAGCCACACCACCUCCUUCCCCUACGCAUGGGCAACCCAAUGCUUCGUCUCCUGUACACACAGGCUCGCUGCUCAGCUCCAUGCUGGAGGCUCCCAAGAGCGGGGUCAGCGUGGGUGGAGUGCUGGACGUAGACAGCGAAGCCAUGUGCUGCCUGGCGCUGCGUGCCCUCACGCACCUCUUCAUGUGGGUGCCCAUCAACAGCGGCAUCAUCACGCCAGCCCUCGUGGCGGCCAUCUUCCGGCUGGCAACCGUCUCUCCGGACUAUGGGCGGGAGGAGAACCACAACGUGCGCACGCUGGCGAUGGCGGCCAUUAAUGAGCUGCUGUACAAGAACUGCGUGCCGUCGUCGUGCGCGGACUUCGUGCUCAGCCUGCUUCAGCAGGCCAUGCUGCUGCUACAUCACUGGCUGCAGGCUCCGCCCACCAGCGAGGCUUCCUGCACGUACGAGAGCAAGCUGAUAGAGUUCCUGCAGCUGUUUGUGAACCUCCACCUGCAUCGCUUGGAAGAGAAGCCCCAGUUCCCGGUGGCCACGUUUGCAGAACUGCUGCUGCGCUUCACCUUCCACGGGGACAGCUUGGAGCGGCUGCUGUCCUGCCUCGAGGUGUGGGAGACCUUCCUGCACCACCUCCAGGACAAGCCCUCCAUCACGUCCCGGUACUCGGACGUGCUGGUGAGUCUGCUGAGGCAGGUCCUGAACAAGUGUCUGUUCUGCAGCAACCAGGCCCAGCUGGAGGAGCUGGACGACGAGGACGUCAACGAUGACAACCAGACAGAAUGGCAGCAGUUCCUGUGCACUUGUGUUGACAUAAUUGACAAGAUAAUCUCACUUAUCCCAGCCAGCACAUACAAGAUAGUGAUGACAUGCCCAUGGAAAGCUGAACAGGAGCGAUUACAUAAACUCCUGCGUGAAGUGGAAGAGGAAUUGGAAGCAGAAGACGGAUCAUCAGGUAGCCCUGGAGGACAAGAUAAUGCGGCAUUUCCUGAAGAUGAGGAUCAAGAAGAAGACAAUGUAAGUGAAAGUGAACAUGAGACUGGAACAGAAGAGGACGCUGACACGUCAGAUGAGAGCUCAGAAGUGGAUUCAGGUAAUGCUAAUAAUAAGUAUUACGUAGGACGAGAUAAGAUAACAAAAUGGAGACAGAAUGCAUCAUCAGCUACAUGCCGUACUAGGAGCCAUAAUAUAGUAAGCAAAUUACCAGGAGUGCGUGGAUCAGCUCGAAAUGCUUUGACAGUAAUGGAUGCACUAUUUUUGUUUUUCACAUCGGACAUGUUGGAGAACAUUGUUGAAAACACUAACGAGCGUAUACGAAAAGUAAGUGCUUCAUAUUCUGAUAAGCAGCGGGUAAGGGAAACUGAGAUAACAGAAUUACUAGCCGUCAUGGGUUUACUCUAUUUAGCUGGAGUUUUCAAAUCUGGAAGGCAAAAUCUAAGGGAUUUGUGGGCAGAAGAUGGCACUGGCAUACAGAUUUUCAGACUUACGAUGUCACUCUUUCGAUUCAAGUUUCUCCUACAGUGCCUUCGGUUCGAUGAUGCAGGUACACGUGAAGAAAGGGCAAAAACUGAUAAGAUUGCAGCUAUUAGAGACUUCUUUGAAGCGUUUGUAAAAAACUGCAUAAAUAAUUACUCGCUUGGUGCUUAUGUGACAAUCGACGAAAAACUGGAAGCAUUCAGGGGACGUGCUAGUUUUAGACAAUACAUUCCAAGUAAACCGUCUAAAUAUGGCAUCAAAAUAUAUGCCCUUGUAGAUGCAAGGAUGUAUUACACAAAUAACCUAGAAAUUUAUGUGGGAAAUCAACCAGAAGGCCCAUACAAGUUGAGUAACUCACCUCAUGAUGUUGUUAUUAGAAUGGUAGCCCCAAUUUCCGGGUCAGGACGAAAUGUAACAACAGACAAUUGGUUUACUAGCUAUCCUCUAGCAAUAAGUUUGCUGCAGGAUCAUAAACUUACACUCCUAGGAACGAUACGCAAGAACAAGAGGGAAAUACCUCCUGAAUUUUCAGAAACGAAAGGAAAACCCAUUGGUUCGAGUCUUUUUGGUUUCUGCAAAGAUGUCACCUUAGUAUCUCAUGUUCCUAAGAAAGGAAAAGUUGUAAUUUUAUUAUCUACAAUGCAUCACGAUGCAAAAAUUGAUGAGAGCACUGGCCAGAAAAAAAAACCAGAAAUAAUAACUGACUACAAUCUCACAAAGGGAGGAGUAGACAUGGUAGAUCAACUAUCAUCUCUAUAUGAUGUGUCUCGCAACAGCAGGCGGUGGCCACUGACAGUAUUUUUUGCUCUAAUGAAUGUUGCUGGAAUAAAUUCCCAAAUCAUUUUUCAGAGCAAUUCAAAGAGCGAGAUGAACAGGAGAACUUAUUUGAAAACACUAGGACUUGAACUCGUCAAGAAAUGCAGUACCGAAAGACACCAAGUCCGUUGUCUUAGAAGAGAGCUGCAGGCAAAAUUAAAACCUGUAAAACAUGAUGAUAAGGAUACUCAGCCUCCUACAAAACUAUCUAGACGCUCACGGUGCACUGUGUGUCCACGGUCAAAAGACAGGAAGACAAACGUGCAGUGUGUGCACUGCAAAAGUCACAUUUGUACUGACCACAUUGUUCCAUUUUGCAGGAAUUGUGCACCUGAAACUACAGAGGACAGCAACUGAAUCCAGAGAUUUAAAUAUCAGAAAUGACAGUCUACAAUAAUGUUUAUUAAUUUAUUUUAUUUAAUACAGCUUGCUUUUCGUUUUGAAUAUUUUUUGUCAAAGUAUUGUGAAAUGAUAUGAUUUUCAUUCAUAAAAAUAGUGUUUUGUAUUGAUUUAUGUUAAAUUCUGUGUAUUCACAUUAAAUCUUAAUAUUUUGCUAUAAAAGUGAUUACCGAACGUCAGAUAACAAAUAUUAAUGGUCGGUUUUAAAUUAUGUCAUUUCAUAAAAUAUAUAUACAAAAAUGUUUUUGGGGUCUCUCAGACCCCACCUGAGUCUUGGCGUAAAACCUUGGCACCUGAGUCCUGCAGGGUUAAUAAACAGUAAAAAACUUUGACGACGAAUUUCCAAAUUAUACUUUACUUAAUAAACAAACAUCGUUCUUUGUAACGCAAAUUCAUCGAAUAUGCGCGCGCAUGCGUAAAACAUACGAAAAAUGCGAGUAACGAGAUGGAGCCGUGUGUAACGCUUCGUUACUCGUUACUAGAUGGCUUACCCGUUACUCAGUACCGAAUACAUACGGUUUGCUACAGCUCUAUUAUUCUCAGUAAGAGCUUUGUGCGCGGUGUUUAGUUUUUGGAAUACGUUUUUUAUAAGUGCUGCGCAGCUCAGCGAACAAAGAGUGUCAGCCGGCGGCUACGCCGCGCCGUAAUAGCAGCUGACCGAGUACAAUGACCUUUCUCCGCGUACGGCGCGCUAUGGACGGUAAAUUUCCAUCAAUUUGCGGCCUUUUUUUUUUUAAUUUUUUACUGUGACGCAAUGUGUAUGUAGCUUGUUUUUGUUAUAAACGCUGCAGGUUGCGACUGUAUUUUAAUAAACUUUAACGUAUUUCUUACACUUUACAUAUUUUUAAACUUUUUUUUAUGCCUCAUUUUUCACGGUUUCUAAAAAUCUGUAUGUACGACCGAGGUGUACGUACGAACCGGGGGCCGUACGAGCGAGAUCAAAAACUUUGAAGAUGGAAUGUUGACGAAGUCUGAGAUAGCACGGCAGCACAAGAUAUCAGCGUCGACCCUGUCUACGAUAUGGAAACGUAGGUACGCGAUUAUGAGUGCGGGGGUCAUUGAAAAUCGGUAAAUCGGAUUUAACGAAACAUCGAUUUAGAGUAAACAUUUUCGGUAACCGUAGCACUUCGUUAAAUCGGGGUUCUACUGUAUUGCAGGCUCUUUCCCUUCCAAUUUAUAAAAAAAAAAUAUGUUAGAUAUUUAUUAUGUUUUAUGAUCAGAGGUGAUACUUGGAUUCUGGGAAUAAUGUAGAUGACAGCAGUUUGUCCGAAUGGUAGUGGUUUUCAUGUUGUAAGAAUGUGUUUUUAUGAUCAUAUUGUUUCUUGUAUGUAUACAGGUUCAAAAGGAAUGCCCAAUUAAUUAUUUAGAGUUCAUUUUUAACUAAUACAUAUUUACACUGCUUCCUAAAUUAUAACAAUCUGAAUGUAAACAAAUUAAUCACAGUUUAAUAAGUGCACGUUUUACUCUUCCCACUGGAGCUGGGCUCGACAGUGGCUCUUGCUACUGUUUGUCUCUUACCACGCACCUUGGUCCCAACACACUGCUUCACACUACUCAUCCACUGUGCAGCAACAUUGUCCCGGAUGCUCCAGUCUUCGCACACGAAGCCCGUUGCUCUUGUUCGUCACCCACUAUCGCUCACCCUCCAGAUCGCAGGUCACAUCUUUUAUACCUUUUGGUUUGCCCCAUGGAAAGGUCUUGCAGCCCUCCCAAAAUGACGCAUCAUCAAAGUCCUCAGACUUACCACUCUAAGCUGCGAGAACAAUGGCAUCCUAGUUACGCCACUACAAGCAAGUGUCCACAGUAACCUGCAGAAUGAUCCAGACACAAGGCACCUGACUUCUGCGAAAUGGCGGAAAAGGGGGAGGGUUUUUUUUGACAGAAACGGGCCUGCUAAUUGAAGGUCUGUGUUGUGGUGGGGGAAAGAGUGGGCAUCACAUCCGUACCUCACCUAGGGAGGGGAGGCGUUUCUACCAAGCUGGUGCACCAUCUAGCUGGUCAGUCCUUAUCUCUAGCAGCCUCGUAACAAUAUUUUUACCAUGGUUAAUUACAAAAGUUCCUUCUUUUGCUGUUAAGGUUGAGUUUUAAGUGUUAUGAUGUAUUUUAUUUUCUUAUUUUGUUAUUAUUCUUUGUUUAAAAGCAUGACAACACAAUCUGAUGGUAAAUUAAUAAGUGUUAGAGUGAGACAGCGAGAGUUUAUAACAAGUGUUCAGUGUGUGAACUCAAGGAUAGGCAUGAUAAAUAAUUAUAAAGAGACAGAGAAGGUGAAGUCCCUGAUUACCAUAUAUGUAUGUAAAAGUUUGUUCAUGUAUUGUAACUUCUUUUUUUUUAAAAAAAGCUUAAUGUUUGAAGCUUGUGUGUGAUUGCUUGUUGAUUAUGUCACUGCGUCACUUAUGUGAUUGCGUCUUGGUGGAGAUUCAGUCGGCCAUUUUUCAAUUGUUCGCUCAUCAUGUCAGGUGGCAGUUCACAAAUUAAAUCCAAUUAUGUACUGUAGAAGUAAAUUUCACAGCUGUGGUUUAGUUACUCCAAGAUUGACACCUUUUUAGAACUUUGUAAUUAGAAUUUGUUGACCACAGUCUUCGGUCGAAAUCCAGAACAUCGUCGUUCCAAGGACGGAGUCCUUUGGUUGUACCAUACAUGGCAAUACACCUUGGGAUAUAAUUUUGGUAAUAAAUAAUCUUUGCUUUGUCUGACUUUCAGUACCAUUGAAAAGUGAAUUAUUUUGGAAGCAGUGAACUUUGUUUUGUAAUGAUUUGUGUUAAUCUGAAACCGUGU
Molecule: messenger RNA, 9143 nt
Organism: Bacillus rossius redtenbacheri
Lineage: Eukaryota; Metazoa; Arthropoda; Insecta; Phasmatodea; Bacillidae
Product: exportin-6-B-like
Exons: 8
Coding region: 3657-6326 (889 amino acids)
Biological process (GO): protein export from nucleus
Molecular function (GO): small GTPase binding; nuclear export signal receptor activity
Source: RefSeq, a predicted model, not a curated record